AUGCCGCCUCCUAUCCGGGGCUUUGGCGCCGGGCCUGGUGUUGGCGUUGGCGUUGGCGGGCCAUUCCAUCAGCCCGGAUUUCCUUCUCAUGGCCAGCCGCAGGGCGGGCCAAUGGGUGGCAACCAGUACCUUAAUGCCAAUGCCCAGAUAAGUCCAUUCGCGGGAGCCAACGGUAAUGCCUUUGGUGCUGCAGGACUCAACGGGUCAGGAUUUGCUGAUUCCGGUUUCGGCAGCCAGAGUGCUAGAAUGGGAUUUGCACAUGGUCCUAACACGCCAAUGCAGCAACCCCAACACGGAGCACAGGUGCAACAUGGUGUAUUGAUGGAGCACCCAACCAUGAGGCCCCAACCUAAUAAAGGAAGGAUACGAGAAGUUUGGAAGCAAAACUUGGAGGAAGAAAUGGCAGUGUUGAGAGAAGUUGUUGAUAAAUACCCGUAUAUUGCUAUGGACACAGAAUUCCCUGGCGUUGUUGCCAGACCAAUGGGUUCAUUUAGAGGGAAGAGUGACUAUCACUAUCAAUGUCUGCGAACAAACGUCGACAUGCUCAAAGUCAUUCAAAUCGGGCUGACGCUAUUCAACGAGGAGGGCGAGACACCACCUGCGCGACCUGGGCCAGAUGUGGGACUUGGGCCCAAGGCCAUGAAACUUGCGAGCCAAGGGCCGUUCCCGUACUCUUGGCAGUUCAACUUCAAAUUUUCACUCAAGGACGACAUGUACAACGAGAAGUCUAUUGAAUCACUACAGCAGGCCGGUAUUAAUUUCGAGCAGCUUGAGCGAGAUGGCAUCGACCCCAAAGCCUUUGCUGCACUUCUCAUUCCCUCAGGUUUAGUCUGCUUCGACGAGGCCAAGUGGAUUUCUUUCCACGGUGGAUACGACUUUGGGUACCUGACCAAGUUGCUGAUCUGCACGCCAUUGCCGAAUGAUGAGGCGCAAUUUGACAGCAAGAUGAAGCUGUAUUUCCCUACAACAUACGACGUUAAACACCUUAUGAAACAUGCCAUACGCGUACAUACGCAGGGAUAUCCCAAUGUUAAUGACCCAGCCAUCGUGGAGAUUCUAAAUAAAUUUGAGCACAAGUCUGGGCUGGAGAACAUUGCUGAGACCUUCAAAGUCAAACGCAUUGGGUCGGCGCAUCAAGCCGGGUCAGACUCCUUGCUUACAGGCAAAGUCUUCUUUCAAAUGCGGGAUAGGAUAUUCAACAGACAAAUCCCGGAAGACCACAUUGGCAGAGUCUGGGGCCUGGGUGUCCCCGAAGGUCCCUUAGGCCCUAUCACACAGCAAGGCGGCAACGAACACGGGCAGAAUGGCGGAGCUCCCAGCACACCAAACCAAGUGCCUGCUGGUCUUGUGGCCAGUCCUGCAGCUACACUGAGCCACAACUCCAACGGAGCUAUGUCGCAGAUGGGUCCCAUGACUCCCGGAGGAGGCGGUGGUGUCUUUGGAAACUUUGCCUUUGCCGGCAACAGCAGAUAG
Molecule: messenger RNA, 1473 nt
Organism: Pochonia chlamydosporia 170
Lineage: Eukaryota; Fungi; Ascomycota; Sordariomycetes; Hypocreales; Clavicipitaceae
Product: CCR4-NOT transcription complex subunit 7
Exons: 2
Coding region: 1-1473 (490 amino acids)
Cellular component (GO): CCR4-NOT core complex; CCR4-NOT complex; P-body
Molecular function (GO): poly(A)-specific ribonuclease activity; nucleic acid binding
Source: RefSeq, a predicted model, not a curated record